Apiotrichum porosum is the source of this 1365-nucleotide messenger RNA. RefSeq lists its product as uncharacterized. The coding region runs from base 1 to 1365 and encodes 454 amino acids. The record is from RefSeq and is a predicted model, not a curated record. NCBI's taxonomy places the organism in Eukaryota, Fungi, Basidiomycota, Tremellomycetes, Trichosporonales, Trichosporonaceae. The transcript has 2 exons.
AUGCUCUCUCUCAUCGCUCCAGCCCUCCUUGCCUCUGUCGCUCGUGCCCAGGUCAUCGCCACGGGUGCCAACGGCGCGACCAACCCCGAUGCGCCGGCCUUCUACCCCAUCGGCGCCCAGGUCAACCAGACCUCGUACUCGCGCCUGAUCACGAUCAACAGUGUCGACGACUUUUGCGUCUACGCGCCUCCUGAGCCUGGACCCGACUCGCUCAUUGGUAACACCGAGGCCAUCGAGGUCGCGUGGUGCACCAAGCCUCGCAACGGUGCUCGGGAUGCGGCACCGGCACGGCCCCUGUUGCCAAGCAUCCCGGUGUCCCAAGCGUCCCGAUGCGACCCCCCCCAAGGCCCCCAACACGGCCCCAGCACGCACCCAGCACGCACCCAGCACGCACCCCUCCCCGUCCAAGCCCAAGAUCCAGCACAUGCUAACAACACCGCCCACAGCCUCAUCCCCGACGGUGUGAUCAAGAGCGCGCACUUUAUCAAGACUGCGGCGUACGCCCAGGUGUACGGCACAUGGGACGGCACAAAAAUCAACAUUGUGGCGGGCGACACUGGUGGCGAGCUCGACCCGCACGGCGCCGAGAACCUGGGCAACCCGAUCGGCGGCAACGUGACGUCCAACUGGGGCGGCUCGGACGUCUUUUACGAGGAAUGGAUGUCGUUUGUGUCGUCGACGACGUUUUGUUUCCGCGUGUGCACGGCCGUGGUCAACGGCGUCACCACGGCCGAAGAGUGCGAGCACAAGCUCGACCUCUUGGGCUGUGGGUGGGUCAUGGCGAUUCCCAACGACGCGGCCGACCCGGGAUUCACGUCGUGUGACGGCGACGUGGCGGUCGCGCCCGGCCGCUACCCCUUGCCCGACGGGUCGACGUCGACGUUUGCCCAGCGGUUCACGUACACUGCCAACGGGACGCCCGUGACCAUUGGCCAGACGGCGACGCCCGCCGCGCCGGCGCUGUACCCGUCCACGUCCAACUGCGUCACCUACUCGACCAUUGCCAACGGCGUCGACCCGGCCAACCUCAUGGUCACGGCGGCCCCGACGCUGCUCCAGUCGGGCUCGAGCGUCGUCGUCACGGGCGUCGGCUCCACCACCAUGGCCACCACCACCGCCGUCGUCUCGCCCGUCGUCGCCAGCUCGGGCAACAACACCAACGCCGUCGCAGGCGCCGCGGACGCUACCGGCGCGGCAGGCGCGAGCUCGGGUGCCGGUUCGGGAUCGGGCUCGUCGUCGUCGGGCGGCGCCAGCGCCUCGUCCACCGGCGCAAAGUCGGGUGCGCUCGGCACGACGUCGGUGAACACGGGUCUCGUCGGUGUGGUCGUCGGCGCCAUCCUCGUCGGCGCCGCCGCCGUCUUCUAA